CUCAAAAAGAUUUUAGAAGAUUUAGCAGGAAGUUCUCAGCUGGAAACCACGCGUGGGCCGAUUCAGAGAAAGUUAAACGUUUGUUUUGGCUGAAACGAAACUGAAAGAGUCGGGGAUGAACAGAUAGGGAGAGGAGAGGCGAAAUGACAGACAGAUCACUCGGAGGAGCAGAGAGGUGACACUGUGCAAGAUACUCAACACUUCAAACAUGAGCCUCCAGGUUUGCGGCUGCUGCGGCUGGUCCAAACAUACCACCUACCAAGGCCUGAGAACUCACCAAGGGAAGAUGGGAUGUACACCAAAGGGAAUGCGUAUCCCUGAGAGUCAACAAUACGGAUUUAACAGUUACACUCGCAACCUUACCUACAAUGGACCGCCUAUCAAACUAGAAGAGCCGCUGUGGAAUAUCUUCGGCUCCUCUCUCAACCCUGAUAGGGAACUUUGCGUCUGGAGAAAUCAAAGGGAAGAAUCCCAUCAAAAAGAAAGCGCACCAGUUCCUUGGAUCAGUCCAGUCAGAAAGGAGAAUGUGCCUGUGUCUCCAAACUUCACCUCCCAAAUCACUCCAACAGAAGCCACAGCAGUGUUCAAAUUGUUGCUGGCAUCUCAACAGCACUCUGUGCAAACACCGGCCACAAACUCAAACAACGCACUCCCGACACUUGAUUUCACCAGCGCUGCACAGCCUUCGCUGACGCCAGUGUCACAGAUCAUCAGCACCCAAGCUAGUCCUGCACCCACAGAGGUUACAGUGAAGGAAACACAGAAAUCACUGUUUGAAACUCCAGAGCGCUCCAGCACAACAUAUCAAACUGCCACCAAUGCUCGCCGAGUGCUUGAUUUCACCAGCAACGUGCAGGUGGGGCAACUGCCCUGGGAUGUUCCAACCACCACUGCUCAGGAAACAGCAGUUCGACCAAAGGAAAGAGAGAAGGAGGAGGAGAGGGAGAGGGAGAAGGAGAGGGAGAGGGAGAAGGAGGCUCAGAAACUACAAAAGGCACGGCAAGACAAGAUAAAAGCUGAUUUACAGCAGAAAAUUCAGACCAGGGAGCAGAAGCUGGCUGAAGUCACAUCAUCUGUAAAAGCCUGCAAGGGGGACUUGGAUGCUGAAUGGCUGGAGAUCAACAGCGUGUUUUCAGAGGUGAUGAGAGUUGUGGAGGACGCUCGGCAGAAAGCCCUUCAACCUCUGGAGGAGAGGAGACAGAGAGUGAAGAGAGAAGCACGGGACGUGGUAAAGAAGCUGCAAAAGGAGAUUGACAAGCUCAAAAAUGCAAUCGAUGAGUUGGACCAAAACCAAGACUCACAGGUUUCUCCUGGAACAGGCCUGAAUGAACCUCGAGACUGGAAAAAUGUCACUGUUGACACUUCCUUCUCCUUGGGUAGCCUAAGAACUACCACAUCAAACAUGAUUAAACUAAUUCAACAGAAAAUGGAAACACUCUCCUCUGUUGAGCUCAAGAGGAUUCCCACAUUUGCAGUGGAUGUAAAGCUGGAUGCAACCUCUGCACACCAAUGCCUUGUUGUUUCUGAAGAUGGGAAGACAGUGAGAGAUGGAGGAAAGAGCCAGAAAGGUCCUGAUGCUCCACGGAGGUUUGACAUGCACGGCAGCAUCCUGGGGCUCAACAGGUUGACGUCUGGGAGGUCAUACUGGGAGGUGGAGGUCUGCAACAAGACCGGGUGGGACCUGGGUGUGGCAAGACACGAUGCGAACCGCAAGGGGAAGCUCUCGCUGCAGCCAGAUAAUGGCUACUGGGUCACCGUACACUAUGAAGAUGAUAAGUACGCAGCCCUGACAGCUCCACCUGUCAGCCUCUCACUGAUGGCGAAACCUCAUAAGGUCGGGGUGUUCGUUGACUACGAGGAAGGUCUCGUGUCCUUCUAUAAUGUUACAGCUCGAUCUCACAUCUACUCCUUCACUGAGUGUUCAUUUGAUGAUGUGAUUUGUCCAUAUUUCAGCCCUCAUCUUAAACAAAAUGAGAAAAACUCUCAUCCUCUGGUGAUCUCUGCUGUAAACAAGCAGUAGUGGUUAAAUGAAGUGCAUGAAUUACUGGUGCACUGAAAGUCAGAAGUCAUUGUUCUGACAACCCAAAAUUCCAAAGCCCCGCUAGUCUGAAAAAUGGACUGAAAGCUCAUUUCUCUGGCAGCCUGUUAUCCCACAAGCAAACACCAAUUGGUCAGAAGUCCUGUUUCUCAGAAAAUACACACUCCCUGCAGCAAGACAGCCCAAUCAGCAGAAAAAAUGUUUGCAUUAUGCGUUUCUGUAGAUCACGAUAAGUUACAUUUGUCGACAAGGCUGUGGUUAAUGUGUGGUUCAGUUUAGGCAAAAAAACCACUUCGUUAUACUAGUUAAAAGAUCGUGUUUUUCUUUAAAUACCCACGUUUGGUGGCACAAAAGUUGCUAGAAAAGGUCAGUGAAAAAUACCCGGGACCAGGGUUCAAAUGCUGCUGGGAAACACCACAAAAGGUCAGCAAUAACACCCAAGGUCAGUGGCUAAAAUGAACUGAAAAAACGCAGCAAGGGGGCCAGUAAAAACAAAAGCAAAAACACCUGGGGUCAGGCCCAGGCAGCCAAAAUGACCUGGCCCGGAAUCGGCCUGAAGUCAGCAUGCUGGAUGAAAUUAGCUGGGCCAGGUCCGGUUGCUCGACUCGGCUGAGACUCGGCAUGAAUGAGGCCCCAGAAUCGGGCCAAAUCAGCUGGCUGGAUUCUGGCAGCCAACACUGCCAUCACUGGUGGGGCUCAAACGCCGUGGGUAAAUGCUGCGGAAGGUCGGCAAAAAUAUGCAGGAUCAGUGUCUCAAAUGCCGCCGAGAAACACAGCAAAGGGUUGGCAAAAACACCCAGGACUGGAGGCUCAAACGCCACUGAGAAACGUUAACUUGGUGCAGGGAGUGUGUAUUUUCAGAGAAACUGGACUUCAAGGCAAUGGGCAUUUGUUUUUGGUAUAACAUGCUUUUGAUCCAGCAGGCAAUUUUUCAGACUAGUGGGGCUUCGAGCCUCUGGGCUGUCGAAACAAAGGCCUAGCCCCCAAACGCACCACGCAAUAUAAAUGUAUGAGUUCAGGUGUACAUGAUGUUUCAUGACACCACUGAAGGGUUUAAAUGGGGUUUUCUGGCCUGGUCAUCUGAGGCGUUUGGAAAUUGUUAAUGCA
Molecule: messenger RNA, 3145 nt
Organism: Epinephelus lanceolatus (giant grouper)
Lineage: Eukaryota; Metazoa; Chordata; Actinopteri; Perciformes; Serranidae
Product: putative E3 ubiquitin-protein ligase TRIML1
Molecular function (GO): protein binding
Source: RefSeq, a predicted model, not a curated record